Molecule: messenger RNA, 1185 nt
Organism: Adineta ricciae
Lineage: Eukaryota; Metazoa; Rotifera; Eurotatoria; Adinetida; Adinetidae
Source: the annotation of a GenBank genome assembly
AUGUUUCGGACAGUUCAUUCUGUUGUAAACGUUAUUUUUCAUCACAAUAUAUUGUUAUCUCAUCGUCGAUGUUUAGCUAAUCUGACUUCUGCUAAAUUAGUUCAAGAUACAACGUCAGCAUCCAAAGAUAAUAAUGAAUGGCUAUGGGAUUAUUUGCGACAUCGGCAAAAAUUUCAAUCAUUAAAUGAUGAACAAAAACGCCAAGUUAUUACACUUGAAAUGCAGACAUUGCGUGAAGGCGGUGAACGUAUUCCUGAUCAUAUUCCAGAAGAAUAUUGGCCUGAACUAAUCUCAUCUCCACUAUUAAACAAUCGUCGAUCGUUGUAUAAUUAUCUGUUUAUUCGUGAAGUAACCAAACGAAAACGAGCCGCGGAAAGGGCAACAGUUCAAGAGCGUCGUUCACAAGCGACGGUUCGUCAUGCUGAAUUAGCAGCUGCUGGUCUUCCAUUAACAAAUUAUCCAGGUUAUAAGUCUAUGUUUCGUCAACUAGCUGGCGGUCAUACCGAACGUUCGAUUCGGGAUAGUAAACUGAUAGUUCAAGCGCGUUUAGGUGAACAAGUGCUUAUCGAUUGCGGUUUUGAAGUUGAACAUGCACGCGCGAAAUACAUUACGAAAUUAGUUGAUCAAAUUGAAUUUUUCUUUGCCAAUAUACACGAAUAUCACUCUCCAUCGUUUAUAACUUUAUGUAAUUUUGCAAUUGAUGGACAAAUUCAACACGAGUUCGCUCGACGUCAUGCACAACGACGUAGUGUAGCAUGUUUCGAAACAACUGAAGCAAGUUAUUCAGAUCUAGUUGAUAGACAAAAAUUGAUUUAUCUCUCACCGCAUAGUCCAUAUGAAAUGUCAGAAUAUGAUCAUGAUGCUGUGUAUAUUAUUGGUGCUGUUGUUGAUACGAGUGUGGGUGGACGACCAUUGACAUUAGCCAAAGCAAAACGGGAUAAUAUUAAACAUCAAAGAUUACCAUUAGAGCGAUAUUUAAAAUUUGGCGGUAAUGCUUCGCGGACAUUGUCAUUAGAUAAAAUUUAUAAUAUCUUAAUGGCAUUGAAACAUGGCAAAUCAUGGGCAGAAGCUUUUGAAGCGAUUCCAGAUCGUCAAGUUGUCGAGCGGUUUACUCGACCACGGCUAGGUCGCAAAGAAUCCGAUCGAUGGGGUAAAUGGACAGGCAUUCGAACAGAAACAGUAUAA